AUGUCCCAGCCAGAGACAUUGACUCUUGCCUCCAUUUGGGCCCUGUUCAAUCUCAGGAGCCUGUAUACCGUCGGUUAUGCUUGGCUUCUGGGCAUGUCAAUCUGGGUUACGUUCUUUGCGGGCCCCAUUGCCUACAGAGCCUUGCCCAGACACCAGUUUGGUGCCCUCCAGCAUCGUGUCUUCCCCAUCUACUUCGUUCAAAGCAUUGUCGCGUCCGCCGUGCUCCUCGUCCUCUGGGUACGCGCCCAUCCGGCUGUGUCGGCGCACCUCUCCCCGGCUGUCGCGGAUGUAGCGCAGACGUACACACUGUCGUCCGUUCUUGUCAUGCAGUCGGCGAACCAUUUUGUCGCGGGACCAUUGACGAGCAAAAUCAUGUUUGACAGGCACAAGCUAGAGAAAGCCGAGGGAAAGUCCUACAACGAGGAAGGCGUGUCCGACGCCAUGAAGGCACUCAACAGCAAGUUCAGCACGCUGCACGGGGUUAGCUCGCUGCUUAACCUCUUUGCUGUUAUCGCUCUCCUCUUCCACGGUCUCUGGAUCAGCAAUGCUGGUACUGGUCUUUAG
Rhodofomes roseus is the source of this 564-nucleotide messenger RNA. RefSeq lists its product as uncharacterized. NCBI's taxonomy places the organism in Eukaryota, Fungi, Basidiomycota, Agaricomycetes, Polyporales, Fomitopsidaceae. The record is from RefSeq and is a predicted model, not a curated record. The coding region runs from base 1 to 564 and encodes 187 amino acids. The transcript is spliced from 6 exons.